AAAAAAAUACAACUUUCAACUUCAAACCCUACUUAGAGACCCUCGCAGGUCGUGCGCUGCAGCUUCUAUAUUGCGUAAAAUUCAGCACUAACAAGCCAAGUGAACCGAAAAAUAUUGAAAAAUUCCAGCGGCUAUUCCAAAGUUAUUAAUCAAUCAUAUCCACUCCCCCUACCAAUGAGCGCCAUUAUCAGAAGAUACUCUACUGUUGUGACAAAGGCCGAUUUGUGGGCAGACUUCUCCAAGAGAUCAGCCUCUUUGGGCUUGAAGGACGCCCAGCUCAAGGAAGCGCUUCUCAAGGGUGUUGCAGCCACAGAUGGGCCGGUGUCAAUCACUGAUAAGGCCGCCAAGAUGAGAUACGCCAGCACCCCAGGGAUGCAACCGUUGUUCGAAACCGCUCACACAUACUUGCAGCAGAGAGCGCAGAGAACGUACGCUGCCAUUGAGCGAAUCGAGAGACAGAUCAGUGAGACUACUGAUGCCCAGGUAAAGGCCAACCUCCUUGCCCAGAAGAAUAAGAUGGCUGUUUCUGCUGAGCAGCACAACCCAGAGGUCAAGUACACCGCUGAGUACUUGCCUGAGAACUUGGAUAUGUCGCAGGCUGCCUUCAGACAUUACGCAGAGCAGAAGUGGAACAACUACGGCAAGAUGCUACUCAUGGAGAGAUUGGAAACCAUGAGCGUCAUUCCAGACACCAUGCCGACCUUAAAUCCGGAAGUUGACGUCACCAUGGAGUUUCCUUGCAGUGGUGCCUCCGCCGUCGUACCAGGUGCGUUCUUGCACUCUUCCACCACCAUGAAGCCACCUACCUUCACCAUCCAGGAGUUCAAGGAGACCGACAACCAGUUGUACACCAUCUUGAUUGUCAACCCAGAUACCCCAAACGUGGAAACCAACGGCUUCAACACCACCUUGCACUGGGGGUUGACCAAUGUCCUGGUGUCCAACACCGACAUUAAGGUUGACUUUUCGAAGAUGUGCGACGCGUUUGGCAAUAAUAAGCACGAGAUCUGUCCGUACUUACCACCUGUCCCGGAAAAGAACUUGCCGUACCAGAGAUUCGCCGUAUGGGUAUUCAGACAGGAAGCUGCGGUUGCCGUCAAGUCAGCCCGUCUGAACAACCCUGACUUUGACAUCAGAGAGUUUGCCCAGACACACGGCUUGACUGCCGUCGGCGCUCACAUGUGGAGAAGCAAGUGGGACAGAAGCGUCUCCGCCGUGAGAGAGUUCUACAACUUGCCAAAGGGUAGAAUAUUCCACCCACACCGCUUGUAAACCUGUGUUUCACCAUAGGGCUCUACCGUUUAACGGUUCAUUGUACACUUUGUAAAUAGUUAAUGUAUCAACUUCACAAGAUGUUUGACAGCCACGGUCGACUCCAUAUGCUUGUAAUAUUGGGGAACACUAAAGGCUAAGAUUAAAGACACGGAGCUGUUCAGCUUUGGCCAUACCUCAAGGACUACCUAACAGAAGACACAAGUUGGUAGCGGUAUACUAUGGCGAACAAAAAACUAUGUAUUUAAUGCAAUAGAAAUAGCGUUGUUGUCUUGAGGUCGGCUCUAUACAAGAGAGAGCGUGGAUCU
Molecule: messenger RNA, 1580 nt
Organism: Babjeviella inositovora NRRL Y-12698
Lineage: Eukaryota; Fungi; Ascomycota; Pichiomycetes; Serinales
Product: mitochondrial 54S ribosomal protein mL38
Exons: 1
Coding region: 175-1272 (365 amino acids)
Source: RefSeq, a predicted model, not a curated record